Messenger RNA from Uranotaenia lowii, 1041 nucleotides. RefSeq names its product probable serine/threonine-protein kinase mkcB. Lineage: Eukaryota; Metazoa; Arthropoda; Insecta; Diptera; Culicidae. The record is from RefSeq and is a predicted model, not a curated record. The transcript has a single exon. The coding region runs from base 1 to 1041 and encodes 346 amino acids.
AUGACCAUAUCCGACGACAACAUAGCACAUCAUAACAGCCAACCUAGCGAACAACCUACCACAUCACAACAUCAGACCAUAUCAGCAAAAAUCCAGCAUCAACCACAACAUCAAACAUCACCAAUCGCCCAUCAGCAACAGCCAACAUCACCCAACGAACAGCAGCAACCAUCAACAUCAUCCAUCCAACAGCAACCACGAUCAUCACCUAUCGAACAGCAGCAACAAUCAUCACCUAUCCAACAACAACAACCUUCGUCAUCAAACAUCCAACAGCCACAGCACCACGUAAACAACGAAUCAGCAUCCAUGAACACAUCAACCGACCAGUCACAAUCCGGAACAUCCACUAAUCUCUGCUACCGCACUCUUACCUACAUUCCAUCACUAUCCACCAGAAUCAUCAGGGACCUGAAAAAGGAUUUCAAAAACAUUAAAAUUGCCCAGAAAACCGUCAACAACAUCGGAAAAUUAUAUCCGAUUGUUAAAGACCCCAUAUUGCCAGCUCAACAGUCCAACAUAGUCUACAGUAUACCAUGCCGUGAUUGCGAGAAAGUUUACAUCGGAUUGAGCACGAAUACACUCACAAAGAGAAUGUAUGGGCACAAAUCCGAUGUGAACAAAUACGAAAAGAUAUUGGAGAGCGGAGUCACCAGCAUCACCGACAUCAAAUCAAAACUGGGAGAUACCACAGCUAUGACGGAUCAUGUUAUCAAAACAGAACAUCGAUUCGAACACGCGAGAGCCAAAAUCAUCGAUAGAGCGCAAUACACAUCAACGCUCCGUAUAUUGGAGAUGUGCCACAUCACCAAUACAGAAAACACCGUCAAUUACAGGACAGACACAGCAAAAUUAAAUACAACAUACGCAGGAAUACUACACACAGUCAAAACCACAUCCAAAAUUAGCAGUAAUAUUCGUUCCAAAACACAAAACCCACACAUUGUAAAUAGUCCAACAGCACAACUUCCACCCAUUACCUCAGAUAGCCCGGCCUCCAACCUUAUCCACACAUUCCACACAAUAGAUUCCAUAAUUUGA